Messenger RNA from Gongylonema pulchrum, 306 nucleotides. NCBI's taxonomy places the organism in Eukaryota, Metazoa, Nematoda, Chromadorea, Rhabditida, Gongylonematidae. The record is from the annotation of a GenBank genome assembly.
CUAUUCCAGUUCGCCGAUCUAACAGUGGUACUUACUGCAAUGUCAGAAGUGCUCAAUCUUCGGGAUAAGAGUUUAUUAGCACUUGAAACAACAACAUUGGUACGGAAAUUCCCGGAUAUCCAUGUUGAACUUCUUAGUGCUCUUAUACAAACUCGCGAAGAUAUGGGACGAGUGGAAGCCAGGUGCACUCAUCAUCCGAAGGGAGAUGCCGUAUUCGCGAAAUUAUUCCAAGCUUGCAAGACCGGGCCAAAGAGGAUUUUUGGUCUCGAAGAAACCAUGGAACAUAUGUUUGUUAAACUUAUCUAA